Molecule: messenger RNA, 191 nt
Organism: Pelobates cultripes (western spadefoot toad)
Lineage: Eukaryota; Metazoa; Chordata; Amphibia; Anura; Pelobatidae
Source: the annotation of a GenBank genome assembly
AUGCUUCACAAUGUCUUAUUUUAUGCUCUUUGUGCAUAUAUUAACUUGAGAUGCAUUCAGUCCUAUGGCAUUGAAGAAGAUGCUGUAGCUUAUAUGGAUGGAGAUAUCAUGAUAGGAGGCAUCUUUCCAAUUCACAAUGAGGUUUCCAAUUUAUUAAACCGCACUAAUGCUGAUGAUUAUAUUUGUACUGG